ACAGAGGAACAACAAGGCUGAAGCUUCACGCCUCGUUUUCCCUCCAACAGGAAUUAUUGACCUUCAUCUGGUUUUCCUGGCUCCUUUCAGCCGUUUGACUGAGUUAAAGUUAGUUCAAGUUAGUUCAAGUUAGUUACAGGGUCAGUUUAGCUAACGCAGUGAUAAAAUGGUUGAUUGAGGCUGAACCGACCGCGGGGAAGAGUCUGUACCUCGCUGACUUGGGGCAGGAUGCUGUCCAAGAAGGAGAAGAAGCUGAUUAAGGAGAUCUGGGAGCGUCUGACUCCGGUGGCCGAAGACAUCGGCUCUGAAGCUCUGCUCAGGAUGUUUGCUUCGUAUCCGGGAACCAAGACGUAUUUCUCCCACCUGGACAUCAGCCCUGGCUCCGCCCACCUCUCCUCCCACGGGAAGAAGAUCGUCCUCGCCAUCGCCGAGGGCGCCAAGGACAUCAGCCAGCUGACCGUCACGCUGGCGCCGCUGCAGACGCUGCACGCCUACCAGCUGCGGAUAGAUCCCACCAACUUCAAGGUCAGGCUGGGGUCAGGCUGGGGUCUGUGGUCAGGGUCAGAGGUCAGAGCUGCUCUCUCACUGUAUGCUGGUCACGCUGGCCUGCUACCUGGGGUCAGAGUUCACGCCGGUCGCUCACGCUGCCAUGGACAAGUUCCUGUCAGCCUUCGCAGCCGUUCUCUCAGAGAAAUACAGAUGAGACUCAGCCACCGUUCCAGAUCAUAUGUACAUGUAAAUGAUGUGUUAUUGUUUUAUGGGUUUUGUUAUAAUAAACAACUGCAGCAUAAAUGAGUCAUUUUUGGUUUUAUUGUAUAAACAUUUAUUAAACACGUUUCUUUGUGUCUC
This is a messenger RNA of Xiphophorus hellerii (green swordtail), 849 nucleotides long. It is a transcript of the gene hbae4, whose product is annotated as hemoglobin alpha embryonic-4. The coding region runs from base 229 to 795 and encodes 188 amino acids. NCBI's taxonomy places the organism in Eukaryota, Metazoa, Chordata, Actinopteri, Cyprinodontiformes, Poeciliidae. Gene Ontology annotation, molecular function: haptoglobin binding; heme binding; oxygen carrier activity. Gene Ontology annotation, cellular component: haptoglobin-hemoglobin complex; hemoglobin complex; blood microparticle. Gene Ontology annotation, biological process: hydrogen peroxide catabolic process; oxygen transport. The transcript is spliced from 3 exons. The record is from RefSeq and is a predicted model, not a curated record.